Molecule: messenger RNA, 2420 nt
Organism: Eimeria tenella
Lineage: Eukaryota; Apicomplexa; Conoidasida; Eucoccidiorida; Eimeriidae
Exons: 1
Source: RefSeq, a predicted model, not a curated record
AUGGACCCUCUCUACGGCCUCCACUCCCGCCGGGGGCUGCUGCCGCGCGCCUGCGGCUCCCCAGGUGUAUCGACAGCUCCCGCCCUCGCCUCCCCCCAGCCCCUGACAACUCCCACCAGAAAUACUUCUUUGCUUUCUUCUGGGCCUGCGGGUCUGCGCCCUCCGUUGGCCUCAAACUACGGCCCUUCUCUAAGCCACUUGGGGGCCCCCCCCAGGCCGGGGGCCCCCGGGGGGGCCCCCGGGGGGCCCCUCGAGGCCCUGGGGCCCCUCGGGGGGGCCCCCUCGAGCUCUCUUUGGGGCUCGCAUUUGCUCAGUUCUUCUUUGAGGGCCCCCUCGCCCUCCGGGCCCCUCCGCUGCACCUUGCAGCCACUGCGCAGCCAGCAGCAGCCAGCAGCAGCAGCAGCAGCAGCAGCAGACGUGCCGCUGCCCCGCGCCUACGUCAGCAGCAAGCGCCUGAACCUCAGCAGCAGCAGCAGCAGCAGCAGCAGCAGCAGCAGCAGCAGCAUGGGCCCUGCGGCUUCGGACUCCUUGCCGAGUGUCUCUACAGCUGCGAGCGUCUCCAACGGGACCACUGGUCACCGGGAAGGCGCGGCCUUUGGGGUGUACAGACACCUCCCGCCCCUCCAGCGCUCUGGGGGGGUCCGCGCUGUUUCCAUCUCGCGGCUGCAGAGCAGCAGCAGCAGCAGCAGCGAAACAGCAGCAGCAGCAGCAGCAGGAGGGAGUUUGAGCUGCUCCUUCUCUCCAAACUUUUCGCGUUUUGACUCGCAAGUGACCAGUGGUCACUCUUCGGCUCUCCCGUGCCACGCCGACGCCUACUCUGGGGUGUACAGACACCUCAGCGCAGACGCCGCCAAACCCCCUGCCCUCGCCUACGGCACUGCGGCUCCCAGCAGCAGCAGCAGCAGCAGCAGCAGCAGCAGGGGCAGGAGAGUCGCUUCUCCCUUUGUUUCUUCAGUAGCAGCAGCGCCAACCCCGACCCUACGAGCAGCAGCAGCACCAGCAGCGGCACCAGCAGCAGUAGCAGCUCCAGCAGCAGCAGCAGCACCUGCAGCAGCAGCAGCAGCACCUGCAGCAGCAGCACCCUCCUACUUCCCGAGCUCUGCGAAGUACAGCAGUCUCUCUCGGUCUGUCUUGAGCUGCUCCCCUCCCCGCACUGGCUUCAAACAGAGCGCAGCAGCAGCAGCAGCAGCAGAAGCAGCAGCAGCAGCAGGAACUGCAGCAGAUGGUCCUAAUUAUGGCUUUUCGGCCUUGCCGCGCCCGCAAGCGCGCAGCGCUGAGGUGUACGUACACCCCAGCCCAGAGUCUGAUUUGGGCAUUUCUGCGGGCAGCCGCAGCUUUGGGAGCAGCAGCAUUUCAAAACUCAACAGCAGCAGCAGCAGCAGCAGCAGCAGCAGUUUCUCUUCCCUUUACAACUGGGCGGCUCCCCCUGCUGCUGCUGCUGCAGCGAGCCAGCAGCAAGUGGGCGGCGCGGGAAGCAGCACUGGGAGCAGCAAAGUGAGCAGCAGCAGCAAACUGGCGCAGCGAGCAGCAGCAGCAAAGUGGCUGCCCGCAGCAAGCAGCAGCAGCGAAGUGGGAAGAGAAGAAGUGGAGGAAAGAGCUGCUGCAGCGAGCGCGGUGGGGGCGCUGAGGUGUACGUACACCCCAGAGGCUGGCCCUCCCCGCACUGCCCGCGUCGAAGCUUUCAUUUCUUUUUUGAAGGAGCUUUUUGCUGACAGGCAUUUCAUUCCUCCCGCGAGUGUUCUCCCGUGUCUGCUGACUCUGGCUUCCUACGCCCACGGGCUGCCUGCGGCGUCCCCCGCUGCUGCUGCUGCUGCUGCUGCUGCUGCUGCUGCGCGCGUGCCGUGGUGCUGCGUGGCCCACGAGGAGAUCGGGCCUGCAGCAGGAGAGGGCCUUUGCGUCAAAGACUUCCUCGUGCUUCAUCUCCUCAACGUGCUGCUGAGUCAACACGCCCUCAAGACGGCCCAGACAGGCAGGCCUGCAGCAGCAGCAGCAGCAGCAGCAGCAGCAGCAGCAGCAGCGGAUGGAGGGGGCGGGGCGCACGCGGAGGCGGACAAGUGGGGCUCCGCUGUCGGCGAUAAUCCUCUUGUUUUGUUUCUCGCCAGCAGCAGCAAAACAGACAGAGUCCGCGUACACCUCAGCCCCUACCGCGCACAACGCCCAGCAGCAGCAGCAGCAGCAGCAGCAGCAGCAGCAGGGGAAGGGGACGGCGAGGCUGUUGGAGCGCCUUGUUGGAUCUCGGUUGGCUGCUGCAGCUCCCUGGCGCUGGCGGUGUCCGCGCUCGAAGGCCUCUCUGCUGCUGCUGCUCCUGCAGCAGCAGCAGCAGCAGCAGCAGCAGCAGCAAACGGCAGCGGGGCCCGCCCUCGCCGGCACUUGAAUUUCUCUUCUUUGCUGCGGUGGUUCUGUGGGGAGCUGACGGGGCG